Ostrinia nubilalis (European corn borer) is the source of this 2244-nucleotide messenger RNA. RefSeq names its product G patch domain and ankyrin repeat-containing protein 1 homolog. Lineage: Eukaryota; Metazoa; Arthropoda; Insecta; Lepidoptera; Crambidae. The record is from RefSeq and is a predicted model, not a curated record. Bases 1165 to 2091 code for a protein of 308 amino acids. Gene Ontology annotation, molecular function: protein binding; nucleic acid binding. The transcript is spliced from 2 exons.
AUUUGUUUAAAAUGUGUAUUAUUUUUUGUGCGAUAUUAGUUAAAUAUCAUAGUAUUUAUUGUGUGUGAAUGUGAACUUUGUCUAUAACUUGAAUGAAUUUUGACCAAUAUUAUAAGAUGUAAUUGUAUUUUUUGGAGUUCUCAUUAGACACCUAGUUAUUCACUAGCGCAACAGUAUGUAUUCAGUGCCUAGCGUAAUAAUAAAGCUUAAUAGGUACUUACUUUGCAACUUAUCGUUCUUGCUAGAGCAUUAUAAUCGUUUAUUUUGUAUGAACAACAAAACAGCCGCUAAGACUGAUAAGGAUUACAAGAGUUAUUCGUGCUCAGGGUACAGGAGGACGACAGAAAACGCACCUAAGGAGUAGGACUAGGGUCAAAUUUAUGCAAUUUUAUAGAUAGUUGAAUUAAAAUUCGUAAUUAAUGAAAUAUUAAAUUGUUUUCUAAGAAAUGUAUGUUUUAAUUUUUUCAUACGCUAAGUACAUAUUUAAGUACACACUACACUGUGCAUUUCAUUAAAAGUAGGCUGUAUACACCAUUAUAUCUUUCCAUACACUAGGCUGUGUUGCGUCAAGUACGUUAACGACUUCUUGGCGGGAAUCUGAAGCGUCAUGUUAGCGGUUUUGUUUUAUUUCCUCAAAUUCGUGUGUGGGCGACUAUUAAUGUGUAAUAAUGGUGGAUUAUUAACCAUUGAGUGUUCGUGAACGUGCAUGAGUGUGGGCAAGUGAAGCAAAACAGUGCAUCGUGAUUCUUCUGGUUCUCUCAAGUUGUCCAUAGGAGGUCUCAGUAAAGCACCACAACUUUACUGAGACUCAACGGGUGGGAAGGGGUCAUCUAUCAUCCUUCAUUAUAUCAUUACUUGAUCUCAUUUAUUAACUCGUAUUGCUCGUAUCACAUAAAUACUUGAAAAUGGCACAAAUCAAGUCGACCUCGACGUGUAUUGCCAACAUCAUCAAAAAAGAAGAAGAAGUACGUUAACGUCACUGUCAGUGUCAGACGUAAACGUCAAAAUCAGCUGUUGUGUGUGUGUUGUGCUCGCAGAUAAGGAUUGAUAUGGAUUAGAGGUUGUGCUGCUGUGCUGUGUGCGAGUUGUGAAAAACUGUAUUGAAAAUAAAUAAUAAAAUUUUACAUUUGAAUUCAACAAGAGUACAUUUUUCUGUCAGUAAAAAUGUCCAGAAAUAUUUACAGUAACUUUGUCAAGCCUUCCUCGUCGGGUGAAGUUAGUGGCUCGACAAAUUCAUUUGCACAGACUCGUAUAAGUGGAGAAGAAGCCAGGAAAAUAUACAUUAAUGAGGUAAAACACGUUAAAGAUCCAGUUCCAGUAAAACGAAAAAAACUUGUAGUAGACCAAGAAAUAUCUGAUAAGGAUUUGUUCAUAUCAGUGCAAAAUGAUGAUAUUGACACAUUGAAAGCAGCUUUAGAUAACGAUCCAGAUAAAAUAAACAAACUAGAUGACUACGGUUGGAGUCUCCUCAUGAUAGCUUGCCAAGCCAACAGCAUAGAUUCGGUUAAAGAACUACUUAAACGAAGUUGCAACACAUCAGUGAGGGAUAAGGCUGGGAACUCUGCACAAAGCUUAGUCAUUAAGAACAAAAACUACAUUCUAGCUGAUAUUCUAUUGAGUCAUACACAAACACAAAGAGAAAAAGAAGUAAAAAAUAAAGAACAGACUUCACAUCAUAAUGAUGAUGUUCGAAUAGAAGAUUUCUUCUGCGAUCUGUGUAAUAUUAAAGUAAGAAACAAAGAUUAUCAUUUAUCUUCAACAAUACAUAAUAUAAAUUUAAGUAAAGGUAAAAAGAUGCCAACAAAUUAUGUGAUUCCUGAAUCUAAUAGGGGAUAUCAAAUAAUGUUGAAGGUUGGAUGGGACAAGGAGUCUGGGCUGGGACCAGAUGGGUCUGGAAAGAAGUACCCAAUCAAAACAGUGCUGAAACAAGACAGGAAAGGUCUUGGACAUGGAAAGAAGACAAAUAAGGUAGAAAAGACAGAGAAAACUUCUGAAUCUGUUAGGCAAAAGAAUAGAAAAGCAUUAGCAAGAGAUCAUGAAUCUAAUAGAAGAAUGGAAAUCAAUUUCAGGCGGCAAUUUUAUCUGAAUUAGAUUUUUAGUUGAAACCUUCCAGUUUUUAAAAUCUUCCAGCUGAGCUUGAAGCAGAACAGAAAUCACCAGGAUUUAUACUUUUUUAAUGAAUGUGUGUGUAAUUAUGUAUGUUUGCAAUAUAAAUCAAGUAAUAAAUGAAAUAUUUUUACAAAA